AUGCUUCAGCGAAUAUCAUCUAAGCUCCACCGGCGGUUCUUAUCUGGCCUGCUGCGUGCUAAACACUACCCACUGAGACGGGUCCUGUUUCCACUAAUCCUACUGCAGAUCGUCAUCGUAACGUUUAUCUGGUCCAACUCGCCAGAACGCAACGCAUUCGACCAGGACACCGGUUACUUGCUGCCCAAGUACAACGAAAUUGACGACGAUGACGACUCGUGGUAUAGUCACUUGACCUCGUCUUUCAAGAACGACCGCAAGAUACAGUUUGCCAAGAAACUGUACGAGAACCUCAAGUUCAGCACCAACCCCAGAUGGGUCAACGAAUACACCUUACAAAAUGACCUGCUCUCGGUCAAGAUGGGCCCUCAAAAGGACACGAAGCUCGAGUCCGUCGACGACUUGAAGUUCUACGACUUUGACCCCCGUCUCACGUGGUCCGUUGUGCUGAACCACUUACAAAGUGGCAGCACGAACCAUCGCGAAAGCCUGCCCUUUUCCUGGUAUGACUGGACGACCUUCCACGAACUGAACAAGCUCAUCUCCAUCGACGAGACCGUUCUUCCUUGCAAUUUCCUCUUCCAAUCCGCCUUUGAUAAGGAGUCUCUGGAAGCCAUCGAGAAAGAACUCGACGAACCCCUGUUCCUAUACGAAAGACCCAAGUACGCGCAGAAAAUGUGGUACAGGGCCGCCAGAAACCUUGACAGAAUCAAGGACUCCAAGGAACUUAACAAGCACUGUUCUAAGCUGUUCACCCCGAACGGCCAUGGCUCGCCCAAGGGCUUGAAGUUCAACACGCAGUUCCAAGUAAAGGAACUCUACGAUAAAGUCAGACCGGAAGUCUACCAACUGCAGGCAAGAAACUACAUCUUGACCACGCAGUCGCACCCACUGUCCAUCUCCAUCGUCGAAGCGGAUAACUCCACGUACCAGGUGCCCCUGCAAGCCGGCAGAUCUCAGAACUUGGUGCAGUCCGGUCUCUUGCAGAAGUACAUUGUCGACAACAUCAAUUCUACCAACAAGAGAAAGAAAAAGGACAAGCAGGACGUCCAGUUCCACCACAACAAGCUUUUCCAGAAAUUCAUCUCCAAUGCGGAGGUGAACUCCCUCUACAAACUCGAUGUUGAAGGAACUGACAAAUCCACUUUCGAUAGGGACUUGGUUCACCUAUCGCCUUCAGACUUUAAGUUUGAUGCGUCCAAGAAAAUUGAGGAACUGGAAUCGCAAAAGGAGCUUAAUCCAAACGCGUUCUCCGCACACAACGAAAAUUACCUAAACAGCUUGAAGAGCUCCGUAAAGACCAGUCCUGCCCUGCAGAGGAAAUUCUUCUAUGAAGCUGGUGCCGUCAAACAAUACAAAGGCAUGGGGUUCCACCGUGACAAAAGAUUCUUCAACGGUGACACUUUGAUCAACGACAAGCAGGAAUACCAGGCAAGGCUGAAUUCGAUGAUCAGAACUUUCCAGAAAUUCACAAAGGCCAACGGCAUCAUAUCCUGGUUGUCUCACGGUACACUGUACGGCUAUCUUUACAACGGGAUGGCUUUCCCCUGGGACAACGACUUCGAUCUACAAAUGCCCAUCAAGCAUUUACAAUUGCUCAGUCAGUACUUCAACCAAUCCCUAAUCGUAGAGGACCCAAGAGACGGGAAUGGUCGCUACUUCCUUGACGUCAGCGACUCCUUGACUGUGAGAACCAACGGUAACGGUAAAAAUAACAUCGAUGCAAGAUUCAUUGAUGUUGACACCGGCCUUUAUAUCGAUAUUACUGGGUUAGCCAGUACUUCGACCCCCAGUAGAGAUUAUUUGAACUCGUACAUCGAGGAGCGUUUGCAAGAGGAACACCUGGACAUCAAUAACAUCCCUGAGUCAGACGGAGAGACUGCUGUUUUGCCCGACAAAGUGGACGGUGGCUUGGUCAAUAUGGCCGUUCUGAACAUUACUGAAUUACGCGAUUACGUCGCCAGUGAAGAAAAUAAAAAUCAUAAAAGAGUCCCCACUGAUACUGACCUGAAGAACCUUGUGAAAAAGGAAUUGGAGGAGAUACCCAAAUCAAACACCAUCGAGAAAAAUCUGAACCCGAAACAGAGAUAUUUCCUCAAUGAAAAACUCAAGCUGUAUAACUGUAGAAACAAUCAUUUCAAUUCGUUCGAAGAGCUGUCUCCUCUAAUUAAUACUGUUUUCCAUGGUGUGUCAGCAUUGAUUCCUCAUAGACAUACCUACUGUUUGCGCAAUGAAUACCAUGUCCCUGACAGAUAUGCCUUCGAUGCGUACAAGAACACAGCUUACUUGCCCGAAUUUAGGUUCUGGUUCGACUAUGACGGGUUAAAAAAAUGUAGCAACAUUAAUUCAUGGUAUCCAAACAUUCCAAGCAUCAAUUCGUGGAAUCCAAACCUUUUGAAAGAGAUCUCUUCUGUCAAAUUCGAGUCUAAACUUUUUGAUUCAAAUAAGGUUUCUGAAUAUUCUUUUAAAAACUUAUCCACGUCCGACGUCCGUUUAAUCUACAGAAAUAUUCCAAGAGCUGGUUUCAUCGAGGUAUUCACCAACUUAUACAAUUCCUUCAAUGCCACUGCUUAUAGACAAAAGGAAUUGGAAAUUCAAUACUGUCAAAAUAUAACCUUCAUUGAAAAGAAGAAGCUACUACAUCAGUUGCGCGUUAAUGUCGCUCCCAAGUUGAGCUCUCCGGCGAAGGAUCCAUUCCUUUUCGGCUAUGAAAAAGCGAUGUGGGAAGAUUUGUCAAAAUCGAUGAACCAGACUACGUUGGAUCAAGUCACCAAAAUGGUUCAUGAAGAGUACAUUGGCAAAAUUAUUGAUUUGUCCAUGGAUUUAAAGAACAGAAAUUUUUCCCUCUUCAAUAUUACACAAGAUGGGACCGCCGUAAUUUCAAAUGACGAUAGUAAUGAUUACACCCCUGCUAACGACGUAGAAAUCAACCCUGACGAUUUCAGGACGAAUCUGAACUUCACCGGUAAGGCGUUUUUUGAUUUGAACACUUACGGGUUAGAUCUUUUUGCACCUACUUUAUCCGAUAUCAAUAGGAAAGGUAUACUAAUGUUCGAUAAGGACCCUAUUAUCGUUUACCAAGAUUAUGCGUAUGGGAAAGUACUGGAGGAAAGAAAGAAAAGGGAAAAGAAGAAGAAAGAAGAAGAGGAGAAGAAGAAGAAAGAAGAAGAGAAGAAGAAGAAGGAAGAGGAAGAGAAGAAGAAGAAAGAAGAGGAGGAAAAGAAGAACAAGGAAGAGGAAGAGAAGAAGAAAAAGGAAGAGGAAGAGAAGAAGAAAAAGGAAGAGGAAGAGAAGAAGAAGAAAGAAGAGGAAGAGAAGAAGAAGAAAGAAGAGGAGGAAAAGAAGAACAAGGAAGAGGAAGAAAAGAAGAAACAAGAGGAGGAGAAAAAUAAGCAAGAGGAGGAGAAGAAUAAGGAGGAGGAGGAAGAAAAGAAGAAGCCAGAAGAAGAAAGCAAAAACAGACAAGAAGAUGAUAGUCAAAAGGAGAAGACCCAGAAUUGA
Messenger RNA from Saccharomyces kudriavzevii IFO 1802, 3501 nucleotides. It is a transcript of the gene MNN4, whose product is annotated as Mnn4p. The transcript has a single exon. The record is from RefSeq and is a predicted model, not a curated record. Bases 1 to 3501 code for a protein of 1166 amino acids. NCBI's taxonomy places the organism in Eukaryota, Fungi, Ascomycota, Saccharomycetes, Saccharomycetales, Saccharomycetaceae.